Raphanus sativus (radish) is the source of this 770-nucleotide messenger RNA. RefSeq lists its product as uncharacterized. Lineage: Eukaryota; Viridiplantae; Streptophyta; Magnoliopsida; Brassicales; Brassicaceae. The transcript is spliced from 9 exons. Gene Ontology annotation, biological process: mitochondrial respiratory chain complex I assembly; response to oxidative stress. The coding region runs from base 49 to 606 and encodes 185 amino acids. The record is from RefSeq and is a predicted model, not a curated record. Gene Ontology annotation, cellular component: membrane.
GAUCCGGAUCCCAGACGGAGCAGAGCUUUUGACAAGGGGGAGGAAGCAAUGUCGAGGAUAUGGGGGAGAGUAGCUGGAUUGUUCAGAAGCAAGAGUUUCAUCGGAGCAGACAAGACCGGUAACAAGUACUUUUCCAGAACGGAGCAGGUUGACGGUCUGGUAAAGGAGAAAAGAUGGGUUAUCUUUAGAAGAGAAGAAGACCCAACUUCUAUUCCUGUUGAAUGGAUAUGUUGGCUCAAUGGGCAGCGAAAAAGAGCUCCUACUCCAGAGGAAAUGGCUGAACUUGAUGCAAGGCGUGAGCGUGUGAAGCUUAAUACUGCUCUUCUCAAGAAAGAAGAGGAAGAGAAGAAAGCCAGAGAAGGAACUGGGCGCAAAAUCCCGAGCAUCGGUAAAGUUGAGGGUCCCGAUUUGCCAAGCUUUAUUCGCCAUUUCCCAGCGGAUUCAAAAGGUGAUAAGACAGAGGAAGCUAGUAAAGAAGCAGAUCAACCAAGGGUCAAGGAACAUGAACCCGAGAUAGCCACUGCAGAACCACCUGAACCAAAGACAACAGAGCCAUCAGGGUCUGGAUCAUCAUUUAGGCCCGGAACAUGGCAACCACCAUCCUGAACACAUCUCAUGUUCACGUUGACAAACAACCAACUGAUUUUUUUAUGCAACCAUCUGUUUGUUGUAGUCUACAUUAAUCGAUUGGUUCGAGAUGAUUAAAAUAGCUAUUGAGCACCCUAAAGUUGUGAUUUCGGAUCCAACAUCAAUGAAAUGCCAUUUAUUUA